Helianthus annuus (common sunflower) is the source of this 845-nucleotide messenger RNA. RefSeq names its product skin secretory protein xP2. The transcript has a single exon. Bases 159 to 662 code for a protein of 167 amino acids. The record is from RefSeq and is a predicted model, not a curated record. Lineage: Eukaryota; Viridiplantae; Streptophyta; Magnoliopsida; Asterales; Asteraceae.
CCCACCAUCCCCCACGGUUAAUUCUCCACUCACAAAAAAUUAUAUAGAUUCGAUCCCCCUGUAUCUAUAUCUAUCCCUCUUCUCGAAAGAUCUUUCAUUCUCAAUUUAACCUACAUUUCUUCAAUCUCAGAUCUACAUUCAUCUCAUCUUCAACAACAAUGGCGAUCAACACCUUCAUUCAUCUAUUAGCCGUCACUCUACUCUUCACUCUCUAUGUUUCUCCAUCUGUUUCUUCAGAUCCAGCCGGAAAAUCACCUGCUCCGGCUCCACAACUCGGUUCCGACGAUCCAGUUUCACCGCCGGUUCCUUCCGCAGUAUCUCCGUCAGCCGGAUCUCCUCCGUCACCUCCACCGGCGUCAGAUCUGACUCCGUCUCAGUCACCGUCUCAGUCACAGUCUCCGGCUCCUGCUUCUGAUAAAUCUGCUGCUCCGGCACCGGCACCGGAGACGGCGGAUUCCGGUGACUUAUCCUCCAGUUUGAAGAACGAAGAAGAGAAUAAAUCGUCUUCCGGCGGUAUGAGCGGCGGUAAGAAGGCCGGAAUUGCGAUCGGAGUGAUUGCUGCUGCGUGUGUUGUAGGAUUUGGUGGAGUGUUGUACAAGAAACGGCAACAGAAUAUUCGACGAGCGGAGUUUAGUUCUGCUGCACGCAGGGAGUUUCUCUAGAACUUGAAUUUGUUUACAUUAUGAUUAUUGUUAUUUUCUAGAUCUAGAUCUAUUAUUCAAAGUUAUAGUGUCCUUAUCAUUUUUAUACAUUAUUAUGCUGUAAAUUUCAGCCAGAUCUUGUGGAUUCAUUACUUAUAUUCUUUAUAUACAAGUUAAUGUGAGUUUUAUAUUUGAUUAUUAUAA